This is a messenger RNA of Corapipo altera (White-ruffed manakin), 875 nucleotides long. Its product is annotated as heterogeneous nuclear ribonucleoprotein M-like. Gene Ontology annotation, biological process: alternative mRNA splicing, via spliceosome; regulation of mRNA stability involved in response to oxidative stress. The record is from RefSeq and is a predicted model, not a curated record. Gene Ontology annotation, cellular component: cytoplasm; post-mRNA release spliceosomal complex; nucleus. The transcript is spliced from 2 exons. Gene Ontology annotation, molecular function: mRNA binding. The coding region runs from base 211 to 483 and encodes 90 amino acids. Lineage: Eukaryota; Metazoa; Chordata; Aves; Passeriformes; Pipridae.
CCUUUCCCCCCUUUUCCUCUCCCCCCAUUCCAUGGAAUCAGGGCUGACCUGUUGCUCUCAUCCCUGCUCAGUUUUCACUCACAAUAUCUGACAUUGGAUGCUGCCAAAUUUUGGGAGCUGGAGCCAUUUCCUUCCCAGGAGAAGAGCUCCUGGAGGACCAGGACUCUGUGGUUCUCUCACUGGCUAUCCCAGGAUUUUGGGGAGUUGGGAAUGUUGCAGAUUGUUCAGCAGAGCCUCAGUAAUGGUUUGUUCUUCUCUUUUCCACAGCUGCCUUUUGAUUUUACAUGGAAAAUGCUGAAAGAUAAAUUUAAUGAAUGUGGGCACGUUCUCUACGCCGACAUCAAGAUGGAGAACGGGAAGUCCAAGGGCUGUGGGGUGGUGAGGUUUGAGUCCCCGGAGGUGGCGGAACGCGCCUGCCGGAUGAUGAACGGGAUCCAGCUCCGGGGCCGCGAGAUCGACGUGCGGAUCGACCGCAACGCCUGAGCCUCCUCCUCCUCCUCCUCCCCCUCCUCCUCUCCCUCCUUUUUAUCUCUUUAACACAAAACCAGGGCUUGUUAUUUUUAUUUCCCGAUUUUUAUUUUGGGUUUUUUUUUUUCUCUCUCUCUCUCUCUUUUCUCCUCGUUAACCGUAUGAGUUUUGACUGGAUGUUAAAGGUGUUCAGAAAAAAAAAACAACAACAACAAAAAAAACCACCCAGUUGCUUUCUGGAGUAAAAUUUUAAGUCCUUUUUUUAAACGGGUGAAAUGAGCAUUUUACCGGGUUUUUUGCAUCGGAAUCUGCAACGUGGCACAAUCUUUUUUUGUAGUUGUGGCAUCUCGUUGACAUGACAGAUGUAAACAGUCUGAAUUUGAUAAUAAAGCAAGCGAAAUAUUGCA